GUCCAUCACCCUGCACCACUUUCUUCUAAUUCUUCUACAUUAAGGCUGAGGUAGACAUGUUUCAAUGGAGCUAAUACGUCUGUAUUUGCACACCUAGCUAAAACACAGUUUUUGUAAGCCGAUGGUCUGACCCAUUUUUUUAACUAUUUUUACCGCAAAUCGUAAAUACGGAACAGAGCAACGUUUGUAAGGCUGGUUUUAGUGUCAAGCUGAUGUCAGCGCUGACAGCUCAGCGCGUGGUUUGUCAGCGCCGAGCGUCAGCGCGAAACGUUUUAGUAUCGUGCUGAUCGCCACGGAGUACAGUCGCAGAAGCAAAAUGCGGAGAGCAAUAAUCAUUGCUGCUUUGUACUACGUAUGGAAAAGAAGGACUAACCGGCGACGAAGACUUCAUGUUCAUCCAUUGAUUGAGCAGAGAGCCGUCACAGGAGAAUUUGUUACAUUAUACGUCACUUUGAGGGCUGAUGCAACAAAAUUCUUCAAUUACUUUCGGAUGUCGACUAGAACUUUCGACGAAUUACUGGCAAAGACAGAAGAUAAACUGGUCCAUUCCAGUUUACGACGUGUGCCUAUACCACCGAUUGAAAGACUGACGGUGACUUUAAGAUUUUUGGCUACGGGUCGAACAUAUACAGAUCUGCAUUAUUCAUUCAGGAUUGGAAUUGCAACAAUUAGUCUAAUCGUAAACGAAGUUUGUAAGGUAAUAUGGGAAACACUACAUGAGGAAUGCAUACCAACAAAAACCUCUGAUAUGUGGCAAGAAAUUGCAAACGGGUUCCUACAGAAGACCAACUUUCCAAAUUGCAUCGGAGCUAUCGAUGGCAAGCACAUCCGAAUGAUAAAUCCAGACGGUGGUGGAUCAAUGUUCUACAACUACAAGAAUUUCUACUCCGUAGUUCUCCUGGCCAUGUGCGAUGCAGAUUAUUGUUUUACAUAUGUAAACAUUGGAUCAUAUGGAAAAAACUCUGAUUCAUCUAUAUUCCAAGACAGUACACUAUACAGAAGCUUAGAAAAUAAUACUCUGAAUAUACCAGGACCGAAGCCACUACCUGGAACAACUACUCCAGUUGAGCAUGUCAUUGUAGGUGAUGGUGCUUUUGGAAUAUCUAACAAAAUCAUGAAGCCAUAUGCGCGAACUAAUACGACACAUAAGAAAAAAAUAUUUAACUAUAGACUGAGCCGUAGUAGACGAUAUAUAGAAUCGACAUUUGGUAUAAUGUCAAACAAGUUCAGAGUGUUUCAUACACCUAUUAGUGUGGGUUUUAAUGUUACAAAGACCAUAGUUAAAGCAUGCUGUAUAUUGCAUAAUUUUAUAAGAGUGCGCGAUGGUUAUAGUAUUGAAGAUACACUUACAAUUGAGGGUAUGGUGGAAAUACGAACUGUACCUAUAAACAGGUCUGGCAACGCUCUGCGAGAAAAUUUUGCUGAGUAUUUUUUGAGUCCUAAUGGUAGGGUGUCCUGGCAAGACUCAUGUAUAUUUUAACUCUCAAAUGCUUUGUUCGUCGGAUAGUGUAGGUAUUCUAAGAUAAAUAAAUAAAACACUUACCAAGUUGUUGUUUUUCUUCCUCCAUAACAUUUUCGUAUAAUGUGGUGACAAUAUCCUCCCAGGAUUUAUUUCUUGCAUCCUUAUUUCUAUACAGUGCAUCAGAUGCAUCCCACAAAUGCCUUCUCAGGCGUACUUCGUCGAUGACUCGACUUGUGUCUACAUCGUGAUUCGACAUGACUGUACCUGUACACGCUGACAGCGUCCACUCCGUUUGACACUAGAACGCUCAAUGAAGGCAAAGGCGCGCAAGCGAUGGUCAGCACUGA
This is a messenger RNA of Acanthoscelides obtectus, 1809 nucleotides long. Lineage: Eukaryota; Metazoa; Arthropoda; Insecta; Coleoptera; Chrysomelidae. The record is from the annotation of a GenBank genome assembly.